Rana temporaria (common frog) is the source of this 4559-nucleotide messenger RNA. Its product is annotated as spore coat assembly protein ExsA-like. The transcript is spliced from 2 exons. The record is from RefSeq and is a predicted model, not a curated record. NCBI's taxonomy places the organism in Eukaryota, Metazoa, Chordata, Amphibia, Anura, Ranidae. The coding region runs from base 279 to 1238 and encodes 319 amino acids.
UGGAAGCGGUGCUUUGCUAUAUUAGCAGUGAGAACACUCCCUUUCUAUAGGUAUCUCCAUCCACUUUUGUCUAUUAUAGCAAAGCACCGUCUCCAUAUUGUGCUAUGAGAAGUGAGACCGCCCCCUUCUAUAGGCGUCUCCAUCUCAAUGAUUAGAAAAGCACCGCCUCCACCCCUCGUGCUAUCAGCAGUGAGACCGCCCCCUUUCUAUAGGUAAGAGAUAUCACUGGCCCAUCCUGUGUUCACCACCAGAAGGGCUGCUGAGGACCCCUCUAUGGCAUGCCGCAAGGAGAGCUGGGAAAUGAUAACCUACUGCCCUUUCUUAACCUACUGCCCAUUCUUAACCUACUGCCCUUUCUUAACCUACUGCCCAUUCUUAACCUACCGCCCUUUCUUAACCUACUGCCCAUUCUUAACCUACUGCCCAUUCUUAACCUACUGCCCUUUCUUAACCUACUGCCCAUUCUUAACCUACUGCCCUUUCUUAACCUACUGCCCAUUCUUAACCUACUGCCCUUUCUUAACCUACUGCCCAUUCUUAACCUACUGCCCAUUCUUAACCUACUGCCCAUUCUUAACCUACUGCCCUUUCUUAACCUACUGCCCAUUCUUAACCUACUGCCCAUUCUUAACCUACUGCCCAUUCUUAACCUACUGCCCUUUCUUAACCUACUGCCCUUUCUUAACCUACUGCCCUUUCUUAACCUACUGCCCAUUCUUAACCUACUGCCCAUUCUUAACCUACUGCCCUUUCUUAACCUACUGCCCAUUCUUAACCUACUGCCCUUUCUUAACCUACUGCCCAUUCUUAACCUACUGCCCUUUCUUAACCUACUGCCCAUUCUUAACCUACUGCCCAUUCUUAACCUACUGCCCAUUCUUAACCUACUGCCCUUUCUUAACCUACUGCCCAUUCUUAACCUACUGCCCAUUCUUAACCUACUGCCCAUUCUUAACCUACUGCCCUUUCUUAACCUACUGCCCUUUCUUAACCUACUGCCCUUUCUUAACCUACUGCCCUUUCUUAUGCUACAUCUAAACUGCACUGCAACCACAAGACCGAAAGUCGUGAAAAGAGUCACGGAGCGUCCAGACAGCCCCAUAAGAAGUAAAGAAAGAUCUUUUUUUUUUAUUACGGCAUUGAGAUGGAUGUCCAGUAUAUAUAUAUAUAUAUAUAUACACACAGUAUGGGCUUUUAUUUUACAUAAAGCCAACAGUAUGACUUUACUUCUCCUUUAAACUGACUCUACAAUUAGACCCCCCCCCCCCCCAAAAAAAGAAAUUGCGCUGCAUUUUCUUGAAGAGCUUUGAAUCUGUUCUCUAUUAUUCUUAUUAGAAUGUUCCAAUUAUAAAAAGUAACAACAUUAGCGAACGAGACGGAGAAAUGCAGUUAUAAUGGUACGAUAGGAUUUCAAAUACUAAAUUCAUUAGCAAUCAAAAUAAAGAAAGUAAUAAAUUAGCCGGAAUACAUUGUUAGCCUUUGAAGUGUAAUUUAGGAGACGGAUUCCCUUUUCCCAGAAGUCGGGGUCGCCAAGUCUUUUUUUCCUUUUUAGAAUGUCAUCCAACACAAAUUGGAUGAGGAAUGCACAACUGGUAUGUGACACAAUAAAACAAAACACUAAAUAAACUUCGUAUGUUAUCCGCCGGGUAAUAUUCUCAUGGCCGGGGCCACAUGAAAUGCCGUUCAUAUUUUAUUUUAUUUUUUUCGGAUGAAUGAGAAUAUGCGAGUUUUGCCUCCACGGUACGGAACGUGGGUCCCACACAAAUGUCAUUCCUUCCCCAUGAACUCAUGUUUUCGCUCCUUUUGGUGAGUGAUGGUGGAAUGUUUCCUACACCAACGCCUCACGCAAAUUCCUCGCCUCCUGAAAAUGUUUUUGUCGUCUCAUACCACAGAUUCCCCAACGGUGGGCAAACCCAGAGAUAUAGACCGUAUCAGUGGCUGGCCUGUGUUAUUACAUUACAUCAAAUGAGAGCAGGGCAGCCAUCAGAAAUUUUGGGGCCCCCUUACACAGCUUUAGGCCUGCCUCCCCCGAGCCUGACCACUAACAUUCCCUUAGGGCCUACCCACUGGCCGUACCACCGAAUCUGCUCACUGACAUCCCAUUCCAAGUCCCACUCCUCCUCCUUCCCAUGUCCUCCUCCUCCUCCUCCUUCAGUCCCAUCUCGCCAUAUCAUGUCCUCCCUCUUACAAUCCCUUCUCCCUCAUCCCAUGUCGUUCUCCUCCAUCUCAUGUCGUCGCCUCCUCCUCCAUCCCGGGGGGGGGGGGGGUCGGUGGAAGCUUUCCCCUUCCACCAAUCCCAGCAGAAGUGCAUCCCAAGCUGUCUAAUCGGCGGCGCCUCUGAGGAGUGAGCUUGGCGUUGCCCCGGCAACCAGGAAGCAUGGCAGAGUGGCCGAAAGGGACUGUCAAUCAUCCAGCCUUCAGGCAGCGGGUGGAAAUACCUUGGGGGCCCCAAGUCACUCGGGAUAUCCGGGCCCCUUGGCAUGCCCGGGAACCCUUACAUGAGUGUGGGCUGUACCUGAUGGUGGCCCCCAUACUCAUGGUGGGCUGCAUUCAUCAUUUGGCACAUGCACAAGGUUGGCUAUCUAGGGUUAGAAGUUCUGAUUAGAAUACUGUCAGUGUACAGAGAGCAGAAAGACUAAAAUUAUGAAACGUCUUUUUGAACUUCAAAGGGGAACUUGACCUUUUAGUGAAGUGGCCCUUUUCCCUUCCCCAAGUGGGAGCCAACUGUCUAAAUAUCUUCAACCCCCACCCUGAGACCUUUACUCAAAGCCUUUGCAGAAGAAUAUACUGCCCAUGCUCAGCUCCUACUGCACAUGGGUGCCACUCAAUCCCAUUCAUUCCUAUGCCUUCUCAGUUCUCAUGGUGGGCUCCAUCUUCUCAUGGUGGGCUCCAUCUUCUGGGACAUGUGGGAGGUUGGCGGUCUAGGGCUCUGAGAACCAUUAAUAUACUAUUACACAUCUAUAAUUCUAGCAAUGAAACCAUCUGACACCUCAGGGAGCGGAAAGACUGAAGUUCAGAGAGAUGUUCAUAAUCUAAAAACGGGGGACUUGACCACUUAAAAGGACAACUUCACUAAAAGGUCCUUUCCCUUCUCCGAGUGGGAACCAACUAAGAAUCUUGAACCCUGCCCCAUGUCCUUUGCUCUGUGGCCCAGAAGAAUGUGUUGCCCUUGCUCAGCUCCUACUGCACAUGGGUGCCACUCAGCCUAUUUAUUCCUAUACCUGGUCCAUGCUCAGGGUGGGCUCCACUAUUUGGGAUCUAGGGUUAGGAGUUCCAAGUAAAAUACUGUCAAUUAGGAGUAUUCUAUCAAUGAAAUCGGCUGACACUGCAGAAAACUGAAGUUCAGAAAGAUGUUUCAUAAUGUAAAGGGGAACUUGACAUAGAGAAGUUGCCCUUUAAGUGGUCCAUUCCCUUCUCCGAGUGGGAGCCAACUACCUAAAUAUCUUCAACCCCCGCCCUGAGCCCUUGUUUUCUAAGCCUUUGCAGAAUAAUGCGCUGCCCAUGCUCCUCUCCGACUGCACAUGGGCGCCACUUAGCCUAUGUCUUCCUAUACCUGGUCCGUACUCAUGGUGGCCCCCAUCAUUUGGGAUAUGCAGGAGGUUGGCUGUGUAGGGUUCUGAUGACCAUUAAUAGACCAGUAUUGUAUCAAUGAAAUCGUCUGACACCAGAAAAAUGUUUAAAAAAAAAAUGUUUCAUAAUGUAAAGGGGAACUUGACUUUUAGAGAAGUUGCCCUUUGAGUGGUCCAUUCCCUUCUCCUAGUUGGAGCCAACUACCUAAAUAUCUUCAACCUCCGCUCUCAGUCCUUUCUUCAAAGCCUUUGCAGAAUAAUGUGUUGCCCAUGCUCAGCUCCUACGGAACAUGGGUGCCACUUAGCCUAUGUCUUCCUAUGCCUGGUCCGUACUCAUGGUGGCCCCCAUCAUUUGGGAUAUGCAGGAGGUUGGCUGUGUAGGGUUCUAAUGACCACUAUUACUUGGCCAGUAUUGUAUCAAUGAAAUCGGCUGACACCCCAGAGAACAGAAGACUGAAGUUUAAAAAGACAUUUCAUCAUUUAAAGAAGAACUUGACGUUUAGUGAAGUGGUCCCUGAUAUGGUCCCUUCCCUGAGCAGGAGCCACCUUCCUAAAUCUCUUCAACCCUGCUAUUGAGUCCUUCACAAAACAAAAAUGUCCUGGCAAUGCCCACCUCCUCCUACCAAUGGGUGCCACUCAACCCAUUCAUUCCUAUAGCUGGUCUGUACUCACAGUGGCCACCAGCCAUCCAAUGGAGUACGGCUCCAACCACAGUGUCUAAGUUUUGCUUAAGGCCUCACAAAGCCUACAGCCGCCUCUGUCCACCCUCGUUGUCUGCACUGCAAUGUAUUUGUCUGGAGAAUAUGAGAGAACCUGUGAGCCCGGUGUACCCGGACACUGUGCUUUGCGGUGGGCUGGGAGCGAUAACGAAGCUGCUUUGUAAAUUGGCAUAAUUAUGUCAUUUGUAAAUAUCAUGUAUAUAAAAACUAGGAUGUAAGUUUAUGUAAAUUGAUUUGUAUUUUACAGAUAAAAACUUGUAUCUCAUCUGCA